Molecule: messenger RNA, 393 nt
Organism: Macrosiphum euphorbiae (potato aphid)
Lineage: Eukaryota; Metazoa; Arthropoda; Insecta; Hemiptera; Aphididae
Source: the annotation of a GenBank genome assembly
AUGCAUCGAUCAAACUAUCAUACAGAUAAUCCUGAAAAAUAUUUUAAAAUAAGUGUAUUUCUUCCAUUUCUGGACAAUUUAGUGCAACAAUUAAAUGACCGAUUUAUAAACCACAAAAAUAUUAUAGCUGGCUUUUAUUUUCUCAUUUCUAAUAAAAAUUGUAAUCAACAAGCUAUCAAAGAUUUAAGUGAGUUUUAUUCUGAUGAUAUUGAUCAAGAAGUUAUUGAAACAGAGGUAAAGUUAUGGCAUACACGUUUGGAAAAACUAAGCAUAAAAAGUGUUCUUGACGCUCUUGAUAACUGCAAUAAAGACCUAUUUAUUUAUCUAAACUUAUCUACUUAUUUAUCCAAACUGCUGGACUCGUGUAUCAUCCAACAUUCAAUAUACCAUUAA